AACUCCUUUUCCUUCUGCCACAUCCUCUCCUCACCUAUUUCUCUUCUUCCUCCUCUUUCCUUAGUUCCUCCUUCAGCCAAUUCUCCAUUUGUUUUUUCUUUGCUAUCUCCUUAAGAGAAUCCUCCGAAAAUCACAGGUUAUGUCUUGACUAGGGUAUUAACCCGUGCCCUUCUGAUUUUCGCAUAUCUCCGCGCCCAUCUCUUUUUCUCCACAAAAGGAGAGCUCAAAAAUUAUAGAAGAGUACUCAAGCUAGGGUUUCAUUGUAUGUCCAGAGUGGGAUAUAUACGUGGGAGUAGAAAGUCGAUUUAAAGCAACGAAAAUGAUUUGGAUGAUCAUCUUGUAGAUUUGAAGGGAAUACAAAAGCUCAAUAAAAGAAAAACUCCAAAACCGAUAUAAGGAUCAAUAAUCGUCAAAAUCAUCAUGUAUCAGCCAAACAUGUUUGAGUCUCAUCAUCAUAUGUUCGAUAUGACCCCCAAAAACUCGGAUAACGAUUUGGGUCUUACGGGGAGCCGAGAAGACGACUUCGAGACCAGGUCUGGCGCAGAAGUCACCAUGGAGAAUCCUUUAGAAGAAGAGCUUCAAGAUCCUAAUCAGCGUCCCAACAAAAAGAAGCGUUACCACCGUCACACGCAACGCCAGAUUCAAGAGCUUGAAUCGUUCUUCAAGGAGUGUCCUCAUCCUGACGAUAAGCAAAGAAAAGAGCUGAGCCGAGAGCUAAAUUUAGAACCUCUGCAAGUCAAGUUUUGGUUCCAAAACAAGCGCACCCAAAUGAAGGCACAACAUGAGAGGCAUGAGAACUCGAUUCUGAAGUCAGACAAUGACAAGCUCAGAGCAGAGAACAAUAGGUACAAGGAUGCUCUAAACAACGCAACAUGCCCAAACUGUGGUGGUCCUGCUGCCAUAGGAGAAAUGUCAUUCGACGAGCAGCAUUUGAGGAUUGAAAACGCUCGUCUACGCGAAGAAAUCGAUAGAAUCUCUGCCAUAGCUGCCAAAUACGUAGGGAAGCCAAUGCUGACUCACUCCUCCUCGUCUUUCCCUCAGCUCACAUCUUCACACCACAUACCGUCUCGCUCGCUUGAUCUUGAAGUUGGCAACUUUGGAAACACUAACAAUAGCCAGACAGGUUUCCUAGGGGACAUGUAUGGAACAAGCGACAUUAUGAGGUCGGUCUCGAUCCAUAAUGAUGCUGAUAAGCCAAUGAUUGUUGAGUUAGCUGUUGCUGCCAUGGAGGAGCUUGUGAGAAUGGCUCAAACAGGUGAUCCCUUGUGGGUUUCAAGCGAUAGUGCGGUUGAGAUUCUCAAUGAGGAAGAGUAUUUUCGAACGUUCCCUAGGGGAAUAGGACCAAAACCUUUGGGUUUAAGAUCAGAAGCUUCUAGAGAGUCCACUGUCGUCAUCAUGAAUCAUAUCAAUCUCGUUGAGAUUCUAAUGGAUGUGAAUCAAUGGUCUAGUGUGUUCUGCGGGAUUGUAUCCAGAGCAUUGACGCUAGAAGUUCUAUCUACUGGCGUUGCAGGGAACUACAAUGGGGCAUUACAAGUGAUGACAGCUGAGUUCCAAGUCCCGUCACCACUUGUCCCGACACGAGAGAACUACUUUGUAAGGUAUUGUAAGAAGCACAUCGACAAUACUUGGGCGGUUGUUGAUGUCUCUUUGGACAGCCUAAGACCAAGUCCCAUCAUUAGAAACAGGAGAAGACCCUCUGGUUGUCUGAUUCAAGAAUUGCAGAAUGGCUAUUCAAAGGUGACAUGGGUAGAGCAUACGGAGGUGGAUGACAGAUCGGUUCACACCAUGUAUAAACCGUUGGUUAAUACCGGUUUAGCUUUUGGUGCAAAACGUUGGGUGGCUACACUUGACCGCCAAUGCGAGCGGCUCGCUAGUUCGAUGGCUAGCAACAUUCCAGCCGGUGAUCUUUCCGUGAUAACGAGUCCUGAGGGAAGAAAGAGCAUGUUGAAGCUAGCGGAGAGGAUGGUGAUGAGCUUCUGUAGCGGAGUAGGCGCGUCAAAUGCACAUGCCUGGACUACAUUAGCCACCGCAGGAUCCGACGACGUUCGGGUCAUGACCAGGAAGAGCAUGGAUGAUCCAGGAAGGCCUCCGGGUAUCGUCUUGAGCGCCGCCACUUCGUUCUGGAUCCCAGUGGCACCUAAACGUGUGUUUGAUUUUCUGAGAGACGAAAACUCAAGAAGCGAGUGGGACAUACUUUCUAACGGAGGCUUGGUUCAAGAAAUGGCUCAUAUCGCAAAUGGUCGGGACCCUGGGAACUCUGUCUCCUUGUUCCGAGUUAAUAGCGCGAACUCAGGACAGAGCAACAUGUUGAUCUUACAAGAAAGCUGUACGGAUGCAUCAGGAUCGUAUGUGAUAUACGCACCUGUCGAUAUAAUGGCUAUGAACGUUGUCCUGAGCGGCGGGGAUCCAGAUUAUGUCGCUUUAUUGCCAUCCGGGUUCGCUAUAUUACCUGAUGGCUCUUCAAGAGUGAAUGCUAGUGCCGGAGCUGAAGGAGGAGGAGAUGGAAAUAAUCUCGAAGUGGUUACUUCCACCGCAAGUAACUGCGGUUCGCUACUCACCGUAGCGUUUCAGAUUCUGGUUGACUCUGUUCCAACCGCUAAGCUCUCUCUAGGCUCAGUGGCUACAGUCAACAGUCUGAUUAAAUGCACUGUUGAGCGAAUCAAAGCUGCCUUGGCAUGCGAUGGGGCGUGAUCGAAGUUUUCUCUAAGAAGUGAAAGAGGAGAAAGGUUUAGGAGUUUUUUUCAUGGUAAUAUUUGUUUCUUGUUUUUAAAAGAUUUUCCAAAAGGGAGUCAAGAACGCACCUUUUUGCGUUUAAUCUCAUUGCGCGUUUGAUUGCGGGCGGGCCAAAAAGAGGCUUGAGAAAGAAAGGGUAAAGAGGUUCGGGUAUUGACUUCUGCUGGAAACCAAAAAAAAAAGUGAAUCGGUUUGUUAACUUUCAAGCGUUUAAUUUGCGUUUUCUCUGUUAUUAUUUUAUCAUUCAGUAAUGAACAUCUUAGCGUUUUGGGUAUUGCCGCUACUUUCAAAGUGUAUGUUGCUACUCGUUGUUAUUACUAAGGCACUAUUGUAGUACUGAUAUUAUAUUAUUGUCGAUGAAGCUCA
This is a messenger RNA of Brassica oleracea var. oleracea, 3099 nucleotides long. RefSeq names its product homeobox-leucine zipper protein MERISTEM L1. The record is from RefSeq and is a predicted model, not a curated record. Lineage: Eukaryota; Viridiplantae; Streptophyta; Magnoliopsida; Brassicales; Brassicaceae. Gene Ontology annotation, molecular function: lipid binding; DNA-binding transcription factor activity, RNA polymerase II-specific; DNA binding. The transcript is spliced from 11 exons. Gene Ontology annotation, biological process: regulation of DNA-templated transcription. Bases 421 to 2691 code for a protein of 756 amino acids.